Messenger RNA from Zootoca vivipara (common lizard), 1782 nucleotides. RefSeq names its product adenosine deaminase domain containing 1 (gene ADAD1). NCBI's taxonomy places the organism in Eukaryota, Metazoa, Chordata, Lepidosauria, Squamata, Lacertidae. Gene Ontology annotation, cellular component: nucleolus; cytoplasm. The record is from RefSeq and is a predicted model, not a curated record. Gene Ontology annotation, biological process: adenosine to inosine editing; RNA processing. Gene Ontology annotation, molecular function: tRNA-specific adenosine deaminase activity; adenosine deaminase activity; double-stranded RNA binding.
AUGGCGAGCGACUGGCCCCAGGCGUCCCGAGUGCCCAGCUUUGCCCAAAUGCUGAAGAAGAACCUGCCCGCCCAGCCACCACCGCAACCUUCUCUGCAGGCCUCGGCUCCCUUGUUUCCGCAGGCAGAGAACGCCAAAGCCAUGUUUUUACCGGCAGAAACGUCUAACAUUUCCAGCUUGGCUUCCAAGGUGACGAACAUCACAGGUCAAGUUCCUGAAAGCCUAUAUUCCAAAGCAGGACCCAUUGUUCCAAUCACUUCACUUCCUCCCAAGAAAAUUCCGAAGGAAUUUGUCACAAAAUAUAAACGAGGGGAUAUAAACCCAGUAUCUGCUUUGCAUCAGUUUGCACAAAUGCAGCGCGUACAGCUUGAAUUAAAGGAAACAGUAGCAACAGGUAAUCUCUUGGGAUCAUACUUUGCAUUUUGUGCUGUGGUUGAUGGCAUUCAGUAUAAGACUGGAUUGGGGCAAAACAAGAAGGAAUCAAAAUCCAAUGCCGCAAAACUUGCUCUUGAUGAAUUACUGCAGUUAGAUGAGACAGAACCAAAACCUCUGGAAAAUCCAGGUCCUCCCAGGAAUCUUUCAGAAACUACAACCGUAACUGAACCUCAAAGAACAGCUGAACCUGGCUACAUUUCAAAGCUUCCUUAUGAAGGGCGGCAUCUUGCGUAUGAAAAAGUUUCUCAAGCUGUCAGGGAAACAUUCAAUAGCUUGACUGCUAAAUAUCCAGAGUACCAGAGUUGUAGCAGUUCGCUGGCUGCUUUCAUAAUUGAAAGAGUUAGACAGCAUGAGGUGGUAGCUAUCGGAACAGGUGAAUUCAACUAUAGUCAAUGUGGUCAUCCAGAUGGGAGAAUAUUGCAUGACUCUCAUGCUGUUGUUACUGCAAGACGCUCUCUUCUUAGGUAUUUUUAUAGACAGCUUUUGCUCUACUACAGUAAAAAUGCUGCCAUGAUGGAUAAGUCCAUAUUUUGCAUUGAGCCAUCUUCAAACUUGCUUGCGCUAAAACCAAACGUAAGCCUAUUUCUCUACAUGAAUCAGUUACCAAAAGGAUCUGCUCAGAUUAAGUCCAGGCUACGCCUCAGUCCCAAUUCUGCAUCUGCAUUUGAAGCUGAUGAGGAACUGUGCCUUCAUGUCGCCGUUGAAGGCAAGGUUUAUCUCACGGUCUACUGUCCUGCUGAAAUUUCUAGAAUAAGCAGCAUGUCUGCUAGUGACAAACUGACAAGAUGGGAAGUACUGGGUGUUCAGGGAGCCUUGCUAAGUCACUUCAUUCAGCCCGUUUAUGUUAACAGGAUCAUUGUUGGGGAUGGGAACUGCCAUGAUACACGAGGAUUGGAAAUAGCUAUCAAACAACGAGUAGAUGAUGCGCUCACUUCAAAACUGCCCAUGUUCUACAUGGUGAACAGACCUCGCAUUAGCUUGGUAUCUGCUGCUUGCGCUGUACAGGUAGACUUGGAACACAGAUCUCUUAGUUUGAAUUGGUCCCAAGGAGACUUGUCGUUGGAGGUCGUAGAUGGGCUAAAUGGGAAGAUCACAGAAAGUUCACCCUUCAAAAGUGGCAUUUCAAUGGCAAGUCGUCUUUGCAAGGCUGCGAUGUUAAGUCGUUUCAAUUUAGUGGUUAAAGAAUCAAAGAGAGAUGAUUUACUUAAAGCGGGCACGUACCAUGAUGCAAAGAUUAUGGCAGAGUCCUACCAAGGAGCGAAAUAUUUGCUGAAAACCUACCUGGAGCAGCAUGGUUUUGGGUCUUGGAUUGUGAAGUCUCCACGUAUUGAACAAUUCAGUAUGUAA